This is a messenger RNA of Moneuplotes crassus, 1673 nucleotides long. The record is from the annotation of a GenBank genome assembly. Lineage: Eukaryota; Ciliophora; Spirotrichea; Euplotida; Euplotidae.
AUUGGAUUUUAUUUCUAAAUAUGGAAGCCGUAAAUGCUGCCCGUAAAAAGUUUCAAUGCAGUGACCCUGCAUGCAAAAAAGACAGAGUAUACUUCUGCAAAGGCCACCAAAUGAAGUCAUGCAGAAGCUGAGCUAGCAAGAUGCACUUCAGAUGCCAAUUGGAUAUUAUCCACGAUCUGACUGAUCUCAACAUUGAAGUGAUUGAGACCAAGAGGUUUGUGAAGAGACUGUUCGAGCUCAUAGCUGAGAACUGUUUGAGAGCAUACAGCCCGAACAUUGAUGGCGAACUAAAAGAUUUCCAAGACAGCCUCGUCGAGACUGAGAAGAAAAUAAGAGAAGCAAUUGUUCACGACCAUUUCGAACAAUUUAACACUCUUCAGUCUCAGAUCAAACAGGUCCAAAUCCAGAUGGACGACAGCAAAGUAGUCAAAGAUAUUUUGUACUUGUCAACGUUCAGAGAUGUCAGCCUGUACAGCCUGCCCAAGAUCGGAAACGUCUUAUCAUCUGCCACCAAGGUCAAAGAGAAGAUCGACACUGUUGUCAAAGAAAACUUGAAACUGAUGAAGAAAAAGCUCCGUUCCGAGUCAAGGCAAUUUGAACAACAGUGCAAGGCCAGGCUCACCGAAGAGUUCAAAAAUGAGAUCCAGAGCCUGAAAGAUCUGAAUGAUGCCAAAGAUACGGAGCUUGAGGAACAGAAAGAAGCCACAGAGCAAGCACGUCAAGAUACCGAAGAUACCAAGAAGCAAAGAGAUGAAGCUUUUGCUGAAAAUGCCACAUUGAAAGAUCAGAAUAAAGACCUCAUAAACAUCAAGACUCAGCUUGAAGAGGAUUUAAAGGCCAAACUAGAGGAGAUCAAUGAAUCCAAGUUACAGCACGACAAAGACCAGGAAGAAAUAUCCAAGUUGGUUGAAGAGGUAAAAGAAAGCCAAGGACAAAUUGAAGAAACAAAAGAAAUCAUCAAGAAUCAGCUUACUUAUAUUUUCACAAACUUCGACCCUAAUUCUAAAGAUCUCAAUCUGAACAUGAAAAAAGAAGAAUCCCAGAAGCUAGCCAAGGCAAUGGUGGACAGCAAGUAUCCUCUUCACAAUAUGAACAGGCUCAAGAUAGAUUGCAUCUACAACCAGGAAGCUAUUGUUGACCCAUUCAUGGCUAACUCAGUGGCUUCUCCUCUCAAACUUUUUGGCUUAAACUUGAGCCAUGGUGCAAGCGGUGGAAGCAACACACCUAAAGUGAGUGAGCUGAUGAAGGGGCUGAAGAGCCUCCUGCCCAAUGUCACAAAGGAAGUGUUCUUGAAUUAUCUGAUAGUGAGUGAGGACGAUCUGAGUCAGAUAGUCAAGGCGUCUUUAAAUGCAGAAAGACUCACUAUACGUGCAAGCAAAAUUCUAACCUCAGACUCCCUCGACUUUUCCACUGCUGCUCAAUCCAAACUCGAAUACUUGAGUUUCAAUUGUAGUGGAAACGCUAGCUGGCGCAACAUGGAAUGGGAUAAGUACCCAGACAGAUUUGAAAAGAUCGUGGUGGCCAUCAAGAACUCCUCUCUCAAAGACUCCCUCAAGACCCUCAAUAUCUACAAAUGCAAUAUUUCCGCAUCCAAGGUGGGGGAACAACUGACAGACCAUGGCCUCUCCCACAUCAAUGUGGUGGAGGAAGAUAAUUACCCUCUUGAAGAAUAA